Molecule: messenger RNA, 468 nt
Organism: Paramecium sonneborni
Lineage: Eukaryota; Ciliophora; Oligohymenophorea; Peniculida; Parameciidae
Source: the annotation of a GenBank genome assembly
AUGAGUUUAAUGAUUGAAUAUUUAAUGCCUUAAGAAGAAAGAGAUAAAAUUUCUUAGACUUUCUAUAAAAUCGAUCUAAAUAAUGAUGGAAAAAUAUCUAAAGCUGAAUUAUAUUAGUAAUAUUUAGCAAGAUCAGGAGAUUAAAAUUAAGCAAAGUAAGAAGUGGAUAAAAUAUUUUCAUAAUUAGAUAUUAAUGAAAAUCAAUUUUUAGAUUUCAAUGAAUUUUUAAUUGCAUCUUGUAAUAAAAAAGCUCUUUUUAAAGAAGAAAAUUUAAGGAAUUUUUUUAAUAAAUUAGAUAGAAAUCAUAGUAAAUAGAUAUCUGCUAAUGAACUUAAAAUCUUCUUUUAUAAUACUAAUUUAUCUUCAUCAGAUUGGUAAUAAGUUAUUCAUUUGGGAGAAAAAAAAUAAGAAUUGAAUAAUAAGAUUUCUUAUUAAGAGUUUGUUUCUUUGUUAACUGAAAAUGAAUGA